ACUACCACCACUCAGCUAUUUCACACGACUAUCCUCGUAGCCUUCCUUUUGUUUCAACCAACUCUUCACACACACAUCGACACACACCAGCGCCUCUCCCAGUUAAGUGAACAACAACUGGGGGGGAAAGAAAAGGAAGAAGGAAAAGAAGGACAAAACAAAGAGGGGGGAAAUAAUAAAAAAUAAGAAAUAGAGCUUUCCGGAUCUUCAGAAUUAUUACAACAAUGGCAGCCGCGCAGGGUCUUAGCUCCGUCGAGGAUCAACUUCAACAACUAGGAAGUGCGCGCGCCCUUGUUCUAACCGAUCCAGUCUACUGGCCGCAGGUACUACACGGUAUCCUCCCAAUCGUAUCCGGACCUGUUGUCGAGCUGAGGCGUUGGGGUGCGGACUUUCUCGCUGAGACCUUUUCCACCCCUGUGGUCGAGGCCGGGGAGAAGUUGAAUCUUGCGGUUGCUUGCCUGGAUACAAUGGUUAGGUUGAUGGAUGAGAGAGAGGCAGGCAUUCUUAAGAGCGUCGUCCAGUGUAGUGCUUCCGUAUACCCGCUCAUAUUCAGAUAUAUAUGCAAUAAUCGAGAAGAUGCAGCCACAUGGAAGAAAAUGGAUGUAUUGAAGUCGAAGAUCCUGAGUCUCUGGGACACCGGCCCGGUGGGGGUACGCCUUUGCUGUAUCAAGUUCGUACAGAGGGUAAUAUUAGUUCAAUCUAGAGGAGUGACGGACCCCAGACUUGCAGACAGGUCGGAAAUAUCUCUUAGCAUGGUUCCAACUAAUCAUCCCAUUCUGUCACUCCCCGCGCUAGACGCGGAGGCUCAAGGGCUACUUGACAGGCUACUGGGUGUGCUCCACGAAGAUCCAAGGCAAGAAAACACCACCACCACCGCCACCAAUAGUGGAGAAUCAAGUAGAAUAACAGGUAUAUUGAUAAUUAGUAGUGAUGCCACCCUUAUCGUGGCCACUCUAAACAAUCUUGCGCAACUGGUCAAGACACGGAAUCCUAUUGCUGCGAAGAUAGUGGGCGCAGUGUUGUCAUUUAAUCCCUUGGCAAUAGUGUCGAGGUCUAAUACCAUACAAAACCGUCUCAUGAUGCAAUGUAUGGAAAAGACUGUCCGUGUGUUGUUGCUCAAUAUAGUUCGUGCCAACCCGCAGGGUCCAUUCACGGGCAAAGUCUCGCAGCAUUUGACGAGACUUUCGCGAAUGAAGGCGGACCUUUUGGAGGAGCUAUCGCGCAAGAGAGCAGCUCCAACGUCGGACAACGACGCAGUCAAGAGGUUGAAGACCGAUCAGCAACAGCAACAUGCCGUGGUCACUCCUACUCCAACUCCCCCGCCGGUUCUCCUGCAGCAGCAGAUCAUCAGUGGUCCCAUGUCAUAUGCACAAUUAUAUAGUCUUUCUACUGACGUUGCCAUGACUUCUUUUGACGGGCAGCAAUUGCCGCUGGAAUUGAUCCUCGAAAUUAUCAAUCGGAGCAUGUAUAACGUUCAGCAACAUAACCUUGAUGCCGCGAUUUCUGCUGUGAGAAAUCGUUACGACACCCAUUUGAGCGCACCUCCGCCUAUUCCAUCAGAGGCGCUCGCACAAUCUUCUUCCCAACCUUUGAACUACGCUCCACCACCAGCGACUACUGACGAACCCCACGCGGGUCCUUUUACAGAUGCUAUUGAGAAUAGAAUUGGCAAACAGGAGAAGGAGGAGGAUAAAGUGGAAUCGAAUGACGAAGAUGAGGAAGAGAGUGAACUUCAGUUGGGGAAGUUCUGUCUCCCGCCUCCACCAACUCUCAGUCGUGAAGACUUGCGCGAAUCAAGUUUCGAUGCCGUAAACAGGAUCUUCUCUGUAAUUGACCAGUUUGAUAAAACCUCACUGGUGUCCAGGAAGAGUAAACUCGGAGUGAUGCGUCUGGCAGCGAGUAAUUGGGAUAGAGAGGGCUGGACCACCCUCAUCACACGUCUGGCAACCAGAGGGAUGGGAGGGAUUCAAGGUGAAGACAACAAACCAGAUGAAGGAAGCAGUAAAUUGCAAAAGCCCUCCGCACUCAGCAAUUUCAUUAGAGAUAAACUCUACCUUUGCAUCAUCGAAGAUUUUAGAGGAAGAAUGGACAUUGCGAUCUCCUGGCUCAAUGAGGAAUGGUACAACGACAAAGUCAUGACGAAGGCCCAACCGAACCGACAGCCCCAAUACAAGAUCUGGAUGAUGAAGGUCAUGGACGGGAUAUUCCCGUUCUUGGAAGGGAAAGAUAGGAUGUUCAUGAGAUUGCUUUCGGAAAUCCCCGAAAUCACAGUAGAGCUAUUGCAGAAGGUUAAGAUGCUUUGCUUGGAUCCCGAUAGAGCAGUUUUGGGAAUUCAGAUGUUACAUUUUCUCGCAAUGCUAAGACCCCCGGUCAGGAACAUGUGCAUGGAUGUUCUAGAGGACCUAUGGCUGAAUCAUACCGAGCUUCGUGGACAAACUCACAAGCUCAUCUUAAAGUGGAGACCCGAGGUGCUCGCUCCCAAACCCACCGCUCCUCCCGACGAGAAUGCCGGCACCCCCGAAACUCAGAUCGCGGUGGACAUUCCCGGUGGGAGUGUUAACGGGAACUCUGCAGCAACAGCAACGGCAACAGCAUCGUCAUUGGACAACACCAAUAACACGACUAUGGCUGCUUGAACGUUUUACUUAAUUAUAAAAUGGGGAACGGUGAGGGAAGGAAAAGGGAGCGGGGUUGUUUUUCACCUUUUUUCUUUCUUUCUUCAUCAAACAUGCAUCACGAUAUCACACCUCUGUGUCUCAUUCUCUUCUUAUUCUUUUUUUUACACCUCCUACAUCUUUAUAUUCAUUGUAGAAGUCUAGGGGUUUCUUUCUUUCUUGCCCUUGUAAAAUGCAUGGUAUGGAGUUUUUUUCUUUCUAUUGUUUCCCACCUCUCUCUCCCCAUCGCUGCUUUUACGACGAUGGCAGAUGAUAUUCUCUUGUUUCUUUUGAAGUGUAUCUUCGCUGGAGCAGAAAUCGAGGAAAUUACCCUUUUUGUGAUUAAAUCCCCCAGCUAACUUAAAGCACAAGUAUUUAUACCUCUUAAAUUAUGAGAUGAGAUGAGAUGGGCGAUGAAUCAAAUGGAACUGCACAUAAUGGUCAA
Molecule: messenger RNA, 3099 nt
Organism: Tuber melanosporum (Perigord truffle)
Lineage: Eukaryota; Fungi; Ascomycota; Pezizomycetes; Pezizales; Tuberaceae
Exons: 8
Coding region: 225-2636 (803 amino acids)
Cellular component (GO): mRNA cleavage and polyadenylation specificity factor complex
Source: RefSeq, a predicted model, not a curated record